AUGAUUGAAGAAUUAUUAUCAGCCAUAAAACAGUCAGAAUGGCAUGAGGCAGAACGUAUUUUGAUGAAUUACUGGAUGCUGCAGUGUCCAUGGAUUUGUGUACCUACGUCAGAUACGUUUGACUUCAUCAUGAACGAAAAUGCAUUCAAUGAUAAACUAAUACAUCCUAUUGCUUGUGCUUACUGCUUAGACGAAAAUGUUAAAAUGGAUUUAAAGCCAUUAAAUUAUGCAUUCUAUGGGUCGCAGUCUACAAAAAGCCAUCUUAGUUUUUUUUGUGGUCAUGUUUUCAAGAGUGGAGAAACAACUUAUUCAUGCAAAGAAUGUGCAGCUGAUGCGACAUGUGUAAUGUGCUAUGAAUGCUUUUCAAAUUCAGCUCAUAAAUCUCAUCGAUAUAGAAUCGAAUGUCUUGAGAUGGCGGCAUCAAGUGGAAAUGGUUAUUGUGAUUGCGGUGAUGUAGAAGCGUGGAAAGAGCAUCCAGCUUGCAAGUUACAUGAAGUAAAUCAAGAAGAGGAAAAUUCAAGGUUUAUCUUCAGAAAUCAUCGAUAUUUCAGAGUUGAGAACUUGACAGGGGAAGAUAAAAAAGAAUUAGAAAAACGUGUCUAUUCAUUAACACGAAUUAUUCUCCAGUUCGCAAUAAAAGUUAUUUGUUGGACUGAUGACGACUUUUUACCCACAUUCAUGAGAGAUAAUAGCGCUGACAGCACUUUGCCACCAUAUCAGACAAUCUUGAUGAAUGAUGAAACUCAUACAUACGAUUCAGUGAUCAGAGCAUUGAAUCUCUCGAUAAAUUGCACUGAAACAGAAGCAAUGCAUCUAGCAACUAUAAUUGAUCGUGAAGGACGUGCCUCUGUACGUAAUGGCAGUAUGGACUAUUGUAGAAAAGCAAGAGAAGAAAUUCAGAGACGCACUCAAAGAGAUUCAAAUCACCGAACGGAGAAAAGUGGUCCGUUAAAUGUACGUGUUAUCGAUAGCCGUUUUAUUUCCUUGCAGAAUUUUGCAGUGCGUUUAGUUGGAUGGUUAAAAGCUCAAACACGCUGUUUUCCAGCUUUAGCGUUUACUGUAGGUGAUAUAUUAUUAAAUGAAAAAAUAAGUGAAGAUACCGAUGAAACUCUGAUGAUCCAUGCAAUGAAACAUGACUCGGUGAUUUGGAAAGGGGCAAGGAUUAUUUUUCAUCAGAUUAUUAUGGCAACAGUACUGAUGAAUAAUCAACAAAAACAACAGUUUGCAACAUUGUACGUACAGUUAUACAAAAAAGUUUACGAUGAUUUUAUCGAUGACGAUCUUGAUCAUUCCGUGUCUAUAACAGCCUUAACUGUUCAAAUAUUCACAGUACCUACGUUAGCAAGAUUCCUUAUUGCUGAAGAAUCAGUAUUGAAAGUCAUAUUCGAUUCACUAAUUAGUCGAUGUGAAAAAUACCUUAAAGUUCCUGAGAAAAUGAAAUUCGAUUUCUCUUCGCGUUCAUAUCCCCAUGCACUUCGGCGAUCCAUUUACAUGCUUUAUGAUGGAAAAUACUUGUUGUCAGUAGUUCCUUCAAAGGAGGAGUGGUCACCUUUACUGCGUGAAAAUUUUAUUGAUGGUUGUUCUUCUCUCAUACGUUUUCUUUCAUUUAUGCAGGGGAUGGAUGAUGUCCGUCGUCAAACUUCAGAACAUCAAACUUGGGAGCAGGAAUGGGAAACAGCAUUUAAUAUACAAAUCAAAUUACAACAUGUUCUUACACUUGUGAUAUUUUGGGCUAAUUCUGAUGUGAGAGAUCUUUGUUUGCAAGAAAUCGUACAUUAUCGUUUAAUGACUUUGCUGCUUGAGGAGUUAGAAGCGAUCACAAGUCGCUGUCCUGAGUUUAUUCAACUUACUUCUGUAGAAGGCUUUACUUUAGUAAAUGAUAUAAAAGCAACGUGCAUACCAUUUGAUAUGUCACUUGGUACUCUAUCCGUUCAUCAGCCUCACUGGCGACUUCUGGCUGGUUUGUUUACUGCACCUCAGUCAUUUCUUCGAAAAGUUGUUAUUCAGAAUGUUGAGGAUGUUGAGGAAAAAGUUCCUGAAAUGAUGAUUAAUAUGAAAGGAAGGCGUGCUUUACUUUUGGAAAUGCCUCUGCGGAUAUUUGUGCUUUGUUCUCAAUCACAAGCACAGAUGUGGCGAAGAAAUGGAUUUUCGUUAGUGAAUCAGAUUCAUAAUUAUUCUGCCCCGCUCUGUCGAGCCGAAAUGUUCGAUAGAGAUGUCCUCUUAAUGCAGGUUUGUGCGGCAUUGACGCCACCAGAUAUAUUUAUUAUAAGGGUUUUAUACCGAUUUGGUUUGCACGUUUGGGCUUUGCCAAAUUAUGAAGAAGUUGUUCCUGGUGUUGUAGCGUCUGAUGAUUCCAGUCGAUGUACAAUUACGUUGGCAGAGGAAAUGCUUCAAUUGUUUAUCAUUGUUAUCGGCAUGCUUUAUUCCACAUUUUCUAGAGAGCGUUACCUGCCUGGUGUUGGCAAGUCAACAGCUGAAGAUCUACUGAGACGCGAAGUGCUUCAUAUUCUUGCAACGGAGCCCAAAACAUUCAGUAAAGUAGUAAUCGAACACCUAUUGCCAGAAAGUCAGCUUUUUGCGAAAAUUUCUAUAGAAGAGGCGGCCAAAAGUGUGGGAGAUUUUAGAAAGCCUACUAAAACAGCACCCGGAAUAUUUUAUUUGAAGAAUGAUGUUAGAAAUGAGUACAAUUCAUUUUUUUAUCACUAUACGAAAACGGAUGUUUCAAAUGCUGAUCAGUAUAGACAAAAAGAAGCAGCAGUAGCUGCCCCACCGAUGCCGCCACCAUUUGAACCAUUUUAUCAGCCAAUUACCAAUCUUUUGUGUUCUAAGACGAUGAUGCAUUUAUUUAGUAUUGUUUUGGCGAGGACAGCUAGAAGAAGUCGUUUUUCAGGCGAUGGGUUGUUUCAUCGAGUUCUGUUUCUAAUUGGAAUGGGUCUCAAUGAACAGAUCUCAAACAAAAAUUUCGAUUUCAUUACUUGUGCCGAAAAAGUUAAAAUUUUUGAAAUGAUGAAGGCUUUAGUUGGGAAACCUGAAUCGGAAUCACAUGCCGAUUUAUUGCAAUAUACACUUGAGCUCUAUGAAACAAUAAACUUAAGUAAAAACGCUGAAUCACAAAGGAAUUUGAAAAUGGAAACAUCCGAUUUGGAAAUGAAAACUAGAAAAGCAGCUACUGCUGCAAAAAAACGAAAACAAGCUAUGGAUCAGAUGAUUCGACUUCAAAAGCAAUUUGUGACACAGAAUAAGGAAUUUCUUGGGAAGGAGUACAGUGAAGAAAUGGAAUCUCAAAGACAAGAUUGCAGUGAAGAACCUAUUGGAAUUUUACCGGAAGGUAGUGGUUUUCCAAUAUGCUUGGGUAUUAAUCGAACUAUUGCUAAAUACAAUUUCUGCAGACGAAUUACGUGCAUUCUUUGUCAAGAGGAGGAAUAUGUUAAAGAAAGUGGCCAGGCAAUAGUCUGUGUUGGUUUCAUGCAAAGAUCAUCCUUGUUUUCGAAAGUAAAGCAGGAUAAAAAGGAAUCAGAUUUGUCGGAAAUUUUCGUUCCAGCUGCACUUCGAAGCGGCGGAGAAGCAUCAACAUGUGGCCAUUUGAUGCAUUUUAACUGCUACAAAAAGUUUUCUGAGUUGAUACGAGAUCGUGAUCGUGGCAGAAAUCGGCAGCCUUUGGCUUUCAAUCCUCGUGUGGUUGACGUUAGUUUGGGCGAAUAUUUGUGCCCUCUUUGUAAACGUUUGAGCAAUACCAUAUUACCAGUUCUACCUCCUCUUUUGCAAGAUUCCAUGGAAAGAGUUGAACCGGAAAAAAACUGUAUUGAAUUCGCAGACUGGUUAAAUAAUUGGCUCGGUACGUUUGCUGAUGUGCGCAAGACGAAGGCAGGAAAACCAUUUAAAGGCUUUAAUAGAAAAAGGUCGCAUUCGGAACGUUCUUUAAUGGAUUUAGGUAGUACAGAUAAUGGAGCAGAAAAUCCUUUAUCAGUAUCGGUUCCGUCAACUUCUGUGAUGUCUCUUACAGAAAAGAACUCAACACAGUCGGAUGUGGAACAAGUGAUGGAAAUGGCCAGUAGUGAUGUCAAAAGUGAAAAAAAAAAUGUUGAACGAGAAAGCAGUUCUGAUGGUAAAUUUUUGUCGAUUUUAUCAUCUUUCCCGGAUUUAAUGCAUAAAAUCAGAGACAUGCUUACACAUCCAGAAAAGCAACAAAGUGACAGUUUUCUUGAUAAUUUUCAGCAUGCGGAUACAUUUUUCUGCGGAAAUUUGGGAGAUGGUCAAUUAUUUUAUGAAAGAAAUAGACAUCUACAAAAUGAAGGGUUACCUGACUACUUCAAUCAAGAAAUUUUGGGAACAUUAUAUACAUUUCAAACUACUGCGUUCUCACUACGUUCUAUUGCAACAGUAUUGCGACAUACUGGUAAACCAUUAUUUGGUGCUUGGAAUGCAAGACAACGUGAAUGCAUUUAUGGUUUGUCGAGAACUUGUGCAGCAAUGACUAUGAAAUGCUAUUCGUCCUUUGAUUAUCAGCGGAUUCUACUACUUCAGUUAUUAUCACCUUUGUUAUUGUCAACUGAUAGAGCUAAUGACCAGAUCUCAAGUGCAUUGCCUAAUUCACAAAGUUCUAAUAAUCGUUCGUUAUCUGAAGCACUCGAUGAGAGAAGAAAAGCAGUGAAUUCCAUGUUGAAUACGGGUGGAAUUAAUAAAGCUCAGCUGGAGUUAGCAGUAAUGAUUUUGAUUGAAGAAAAUAUUAAGGAACCUCCAAAUAUUCUUGCAAUCGAUAUGCUUUCAUUAGCGGUGGAACUGGCCAUGUGUGAGGGUUGGGAUCGCAUAAAUGAAAAUGGUGAAGAUGGAAACAAAUUAAAAAGUAGAAGAUUGCCUCAUGGUUCUUACAACGAACAAUAUAUGGUUAGAUUGGCAUUGAUAGGGCAUCUGUAUCAGGUAAUGGCAACAUUCGAUACAAAAUCAAUUUCUCAGAAAUGUACUGUUUCACCGUUUGCUACAUGCGAUGACAGAAUGUUGAAUGAUAUUCUAUUGCGACUGUAUGCUAUUGUUCAUCCUGGGCAAAGGCUGCAUUCAGUUGCUACGCUAAAAGAAGUAUGCCUACAAGUCAUAUAA
This is a messenger RNA of Thelazia callipaeda (thelaziosis nematode), 5094 nucleotides long. Lineage: Eukaryota; Metazoa; Nematoda; Chromadorea; Rhabditida; Thelaziidae. The record is from the annotation of a GenBank genome assembly.